AACUGCUAGGGCUCGAUGACGCUACUGCAAAAUAUCUUACCGAAGCGGUCUCAUCGGCUUCUUCUCCUCCAGCGCAGUAUCAUUCAUCAGAAGAAGCUCUGUGCGUCAUCUUCCUCUGCUUUAUCCCGCUAGCUCCUACACAUGUCUAACGGAGCAGCCGAUACUUGGCUUUUGAGUAUCGAUCGGACGCAGUGUCUGCGAAGAAGGCGUUCUUCAAAAGUGCUGAAACAUAUCUUGGCACGAUCUACAACAUGUCGGACCAAUUUACAUAAGUCUAUGGCGAAAGCUCGGGAACAUCCGGUGCCAGCUAAUCACACGCAUGCGACUUUCCCAGCAAAUCGUCUGCUUCCCACCCAAAUGGAAUCUGGCGUCGCAGCAUCGCUGCAAAGCCAACAUCAUAUCGCUCGAAGCUGGGUUCUGCAGAGUCUUGUUGUCUUUGGGAUCACACUGUCUGGUGGGCUGUUUGUAGGGUCAGCAACCAAUUCAGUGACGACAAAGUCUCUACGAUGAGUUGUGCUACACGUUUCCAUUGACACGGGUCCAGGUCGAUUUCUCCUACAUAUACGGUGACCACCGGAAGAACUUGCGCAACUGUCA
Molecule: messenger RNA, 597 nt
Organism: Aspergillus piperis CBS 112811
Lineage: Eukaryota; Fungi; Ascomycota; Eurotiomycetes; Eurotiales; Aspergillaceae
Exons: 2
Coding region: 142-510 (122 amino acids)
Source: RefSeq, a predicted model, not a curated record